AACAGAGUAUUGAAUUACUUGAAAGGAAUUGUUUGUGGUCUCUCUCUCUCCCUGCCCCCCCCAAGACCAGGAGUUUUCAUAUGAGAUACUUGUGAGAGGCAUGUACAGCACAGCACGAAUGGGUUAAACUUUUAAUUAGAAUCCAUAGUGGUAGCUACUGAAGCUUAACAGAGAUUUAUAUAAGCUGUUAAGAAGGACAGAAGGCUGCUGUGUAAGCCUGAGCCGUUGGCCGGAGUUCAAGCAACGCCAGGGCACGCAGGGAGUCUGCCCAGGAAGCAGAGUGAAUGAGGAGUUUGUGUAAAGCUUUGGCCCUGGCCUCUCACAAACACACCUACCCUUUUCCGCACAGUAUAGAAUGAGUCUGCUGUAGCAGAAACUUUUUUUUUUAACAUGUAUGUAUAAAGAGGCAGGGAGCAGCGUGGCUUUGCCGGACAGAGGCUUUGAAGCUGCAGCUCAUGGCUUCAGUGUUCAUGUGUGGAGUUGAAGACUUGCUCUUCAGCGGGAGCCGAUUUGUCUGGAACUUGACGGUCUCGACGUUAAGGAGGUGGUACACGCAGAGAGUGAGGGGAUGCCACCAGGCGCUCAGAACAUGGUGUGGGAUAAGGGAUGUUUAUCAGUGGCUCAGCUGGUGGAGAUUACAUGAAAGUCAGUUGAUGCUCUGCAGGAGCCAAAUGACAGAAGGGAGACACUGUCAGGUACAGCUUCUGGAUGACAGGACGUUGGAGCUGCUGGUUCAGCCCAAACUUUUGUCCCGGGAAUUGUUGGAUCUGGUGGCUUCACAUUUCAACCUCAAAGAAAAGGAGUAUUUUGGGAUAACAUUCAUAGAUGAUACAGGUCAGAAUAUCUGGCUACAGUUAGAUCACAGAGUUCUGGAUCAUGAUCUGCCCAAGAAACCAGGUCCAGCAACUUUGUUUUUUGCUGUCAGGUUUUACAUUGAAAGCAUUUCUUUUCUGAAGGAUAAAACCACUGUCGAGCUCUUUUUCCUGAAUGCAAAGUCCUGUGUACAUAAGGGGCAUAUUGAGGUAGAAAGUGAGACAGUGUUCAGAUUAGCUGCUCUGAUUUUACAGGAAGCUAAAGGGGACUACUCCAGUGAUGAAAACACAAGAAAAGAUCUAAAGAACUUGCCUGUCUUUCCUACCAAGACACUGCAGGAACACCCGUCGCUUGCCUUUUGUGAGGACAGAGUCAUUGAACAUUAUGUGAAAAAUAAGGGUCUGACGAGAGGACAAGCGAUUGUUCGGUACAUGAAAGUGGUUGAAGCUCUGCCUACUUAUGGAGUCCAUUAUUAUGGAGUAAAGGAUAAACAAGGAAUCCCAUGGUGGCUUGGGAUCAGUUAUAAAGGAAUUGGCCAGUACGAUUUACAAGAUAAAGUCAAGCCUAGAAAAUUAUUCCAAUGGAAACAGCUGGAGAACCUUUACUUCCGAGAGAAGAAAUUUGCUGUUGAAGUUCAUGAUCCUCACAGGAUUUCAGUGUCAAGAAGGACUUUUGGACAAAGUGGCCUUGUAGUGCAAACCUGGUAUGCCAACACUUCUCUGAUCAAAUCCAUCUGGGUUAUGGCAAUCAGUCAGCAUCAGUUUUACCUGGACAGAAAACAAAGCAAAGCAAAAAUUCCGUCAGCCAGAAGUUUGGAUGAUAUUGCAAUGGACCUGACAGAGAUGGGAACACCGAAGGUUUCAAAACUAGGAGCUUUGGAGGCAAAGAGUCAACUUAUUAUGACCAGCAACGGUAGCUUAAUCUCCUCAGGGUCUCAAGAUUCAGAGGCCAGCGAAGAGCAAAAGAAAGAGAAAAUCUUGGAACUAAAAAAGAAAGAAAAGCUUUUACAGGAGAAACUCCUACAGAAAGUUGAUGAGUUGAAGAAAAUCUGCCUUCGGGAAGCGGAGCUUACUGGGAAAAUGCCAAAGGAAUAUCCCCUGAACACGGGAGAGAAGCCUCCUCAGGUCAGAAGGCGUGUUGGCACAGCCUUUAAACUGGAUGGAAACCUGCUUCCCAGCGAGGAGGACCCAACUCUGCAGAAUCUGGAGAGCAACUUUUUCAUACAGCAAAAACUUGUGGAAGCAGUGAAGAAACUUGCCGGUGAGCCAGACUUGUGCAAAAAUGUGAAGAAGAAAAGGAAACAGGAGUACACAGAGGCAGUGAGGAAGCUUCAAGAGAUUGAAAAUGCCAUUAAUGAGUACAGGAUUAAGUGUGGAAAGAAACCUGCACAGAAGUCAACCCUAACCUUACCAGAUGAAAUCAUCCCAUCUGAGAGCAGCUCAUUGUCUGAUACAACAACAUUUGAAGAUGGCAAUGAUUCUCUUGCUCUGCCAGGCCAAAGAAUGAACUCUGUGCCGCUUUCUCCAAAAUCUCCACCACCCAAAUCCCUUGGGGUGGAGAGAAUCCAUCUCAGGAAGUCCUCCAUGAACGAGCAGCUUCUCGAAGCCAGAUACUCCAGAUACUGGGAUGGUGACCACAUAUCGGAUUCCUCUAUUUAUAGUCACAGAGAUCCCUUGUCAACACACAGCAGUCCAUACAGAACAGUGGAGAGGCAGCACCAUGGUGGAAGAAGUAUGCCCACAACACCGGUUCUCACACGCAACGCGUACAGUAGCACUCAUUUACAGCCGGAUAUAUCCCCCCAACACUGCAGGCAGCGGAGUGGCAGCUUAGAAUCCGAAACCAAUUUAUUGUCUGAGACUGCCAGUGAAAAGCCAGUGUUCACCCUCUCAAAAUCCCAAAGAAGCAGCAGUACAGAAAUCCUAGAUGAUGGGUCCUCUUAUACCAGUCAGUCCAGUGCAGAAUACUAUUGUGUGACCCCAAAUCCAAGCCCCUACUAUACCACCCAGACUCUUGACAACCGUACAAGGAACAGGAGACGGUCCAAGAAACAGAACAUUUCUGCUGCCAAUUCGGGAAGCAUGCCAAACCUAGCCCAGAAGGACAUCCGCAAUGGUGUCUACCAAAAAAGCCAAGAGCAGCCAUCUGCCAACUGCUACAUUCCUGGCUACACCCCUUACACAGAGGGUGAUGUGUAUUACAAUAGCGGCUGCGUGUACGAGAAUGGCAAAGAGGGCCAGUACACUGUCAACCCUUCCUACCGUUCAUCGGCGCGCUACGGAUAUGAGCGCCGCUAUCGGGAAUUCAGGUCUUUCCACGAAGAUGAGAUAGAGAGAGUACCACACAACCCAUACGCCACUCUGCGCCUGCCACGGAAACCAUCUGUGAAAGCUGAACACAUCACCAAAAACAUUCACAAGGCCUUAGUAGCGGAGCAUCUUCGUGGCUGGUACCAGCGUGCCUCUGGGCAGAUAGACCAGGGCCAUGGCCUGCAGGCAGGCUUUGAUGUUGACAGAGGGUCACAGAGGAGCCUAGGCUUUGCUGGACUGCAGGUACCCUGUUGUCCAAGCAGCCGUGCAUCAUCUUUCUCUUCAGCAUCUUCUACAAACGUCUCUGGGAACUGGCGGAAUCAGAUUGCACUGGAACUUUCUGAUUACGAUACAUUGUCUCAGUCUUCUUAUGCUAGCUGUUACGGGAACAUGUAUGGCAACCACCCACUGCAGAGCAGGAUAUAUGCUGAAACAAGACAGUUGGGCAGCAGCGAUAGGAACCACUUGGAAGGCGACUUGCAAGACAGUGAGCAGAGACUGUUCUGGCAUGAGGAUUCGAAGCCUGGGACUUUAGUGUGAACCUGUCCUCUUAUUCAGUGACCCCAUGUGCCUUGCACGUUAUGCUAUUCCUGCAAAACAAAAAAACCUAGCUUCCAGGUACAACUCAGAAAUGAGGACCAUUAUGGGAGGAUGAAGUAUUCAGUGAGAAAAAGCUGCAAAUUCUUAUCCAUGCUACCACAACGAUAUGAAUCCAAAUAGACCAAAACGAGGAAGGUCUGGUUUUAAAUCUCCUACCACAAAAAGCAACCUUUGGUUGAAGUAUUUUGGAAAGCACUUUUUUAGAAGAUGGGAAGAAACUGAUGUUGCAAACUUCCAAAAAUGUGAAAAGGGGAUUCUUGUAGGAGCACAAUUCAGAGAAAAAGAAAAUUACAAUGUUGGAGUCACUUCUGCCAUAGCAUCUGCUGAUUAAGAAGACAACUUUGUGGCAUGAGUGCAUGGACAGAACAGAAGGCUGACUUUGCAUUGCAGCACUACUUGAAGGAUGCUUGGGUUUUUAAACAGUAUUUUGAAUGAGGUUGAAGAUGUUUUUAAGAUGUGCUGUUUUGAAUGUCUCUCUCUUAUUUGAAGCACCAUGAAAAGAAAGGAAGCAAUGGUUGCACAUUGCAAUGUACCACAUAAAUCUGAGCCUGCAGGGUGGUUGUUUUCUGGAAAAGUGGGAGCAGGCAGCUCCAAACUGCUUCCAUGCGAGAUAAAAAGUAAUUCUAUACUUCUCCAUGAUACAUUUUCACUUAUGCAAGGAUGCAUGCAGGUUUUAAUGGGGCAUGCACAGGAAAGCGUGGUUCUGAUAUGUCUUAAGAAACAAAGUUUGCAGGAGUAUGCAUUACUGAUGUGACAAGAUGUCUAGUGUAUUGAACAACUUCAUUAUAUUGGCCAGUAUUAUUUUUUUAAAGGAUAGACACAAUUGUGUCUAAAAGUAACACUUAAGUUGGUGCCUUAAAGUCAAAGGGCAUUAAAACUGUAAAAUAUGGUAUCUGAAAAACAGGUGCACUAUUCAUUCGCUUGCCCAGUCAAUGAAGUCAGGAGCAGAGCAGAGGACUAAACUCUUGUUGCUGUUCUCCUGGAGCUCCCCUACCUUUGAGUUGUGAUCAGUUCUGAGGAAAAAGAGGGAAGGAGGAAGGAGCACCUGGAUUUAGUCCAUGCUGGAAAAUAAAUUGGAUUUAGAGCUGACAGUAGCCCUCUUCCCACAAUACUCUCAUGAAGAGGCAAUACAGUAGGGUGUGAUGCGUCCUUCCCUGGCUCUCCCUGUCAGGUUCCUACCUGCUCGUGGUUACUCCUGUCUCUAGGCACCACCAGGGACUCCACCAGUCCGGACUGCUCUCUCUUAUGAUUUCUCUCCCCGCUCUAGCACAGAUCUCAACAGAUCCCCCUGCUAGGCAACCACCAGUAACGUCCCAAUACUAGUAUUCCCAGAGACUCUGAAUACUGGUAUUGUUAUUCUCUUCACCGCUGCCACCAUUUGUUACAGUUCCCCUUCAGCCUUGGUCAUUACCUUACCCUCCCUUCUGGUCUGCGAAACCCCAGCCAAGGAUCAGGCCUUUGGUAAACCAAAUUAAGUAUUUAUUACAGAUAACAAAGCUAACAAGAUUAACAAGAUUUCUUCUUAAGGCACAUAAGCAUAUGGUUUUACUCAAUACUAAUCCGAACUCCACCUCCUUCCUGGUAAACAACUCUCUAAACCCCACCAAGCAAUCCACUCUUUCUCUUCUUCCCCCAGAUUCCACAAUUCACCACCUCACAUUCACCCAGAUUUACCUGUCAUCCUUUCAUUUAUACUGUCAGCCAUUUUAAACAUUCAGCCAAUCAUCAAGCAUUCUAUUGCUCAUUCACUCCCCCUCCUCUUUCACUACUUACCAUGUAUACUCUAAACAACCAGCACUUACCAUAUAUACACUAAUAUAUAGGAACAUCACAUAGGGCCCCGCUCAUACGGCGGGUUCUGUUCCGAACCCCCGCUGUAAAGCGGAAAUUGCCGUAAAGCGAAACCCAUUGACGAUAAUGGGAUGCGUCACACAAAAGUGACGUCAAAAUGGCGUGCAACGGGGAAAAAAACGCCAUAAAAACGGAACAAGCGCCUUAAUGCGGGGACUUUCCCUAAUUGAAAGCUGCCGCAUUAGCGAAUCGCUGUAAAGCGGGGCCCUACUGUAUGGAUAUAAAUGGGCUGCAGGCUGUGUGUUUAGCAUUGCCGCUAAGUUGCAUGGUUCAUUCUGAACCCAAAUGUGUUGAAGGAUAAUUUCUGAAGCAAGGAGCCUUUUUUUAUCCUUGCCUGAUUUAAGCCUACGUGGAUUUAAAACAAAAGGCUUCCUACUUCAGAAUUUCUCUGUCAAUACUUGAAGGAUUGAGAGGAGUCAUGUGACCUCAGGGAUACAACUAAAUGAAUGGCCCUGCUGUCCCUUUGUAGCCAUGUUGCCUUUUAUACACAAGUAAUACAUGAAGAGGAUUAGUGUGGAUCACUUGUUAGGUGAUUCAGGAGCUGUAUGCAUGUCCCCCACCUAGUAAGCUGUCAAAUCCAUGAAUGGAAACCAGUUUCCACACAUGUGCAUAGACUUCUAUAGAUUGGGGUAACAGAGUGAUAAAUUAGCAUGUUCGCAAAAGAAGUGGAUAUUGUUUUCUGUUCAGAAGAAGAAGAAAGAAAUCAACUGCAGGUUUUAUCUAGGAGGAAUAAGCCUACCUCAUAUCAUCUACCUGUAGGAACAAAUUAGCUAAAGAUUACCUAGUGUAAUUUUGCAAACUUGUAAAAAAAUAUUUUUGUUUCUCAGCUAUACUGUGCUUCAGGAUUCUAUUCAAUGGUGCUGUUUGGGGAUCUUCUUUUUUAAAACAAACUAGAAUGAAUCACUCCUUGUUAUUGUGAAUAGAAAAGUUUCUAGAAAUAAGUUUUUGAACCUUUUUUUUUUUUACUGAUACUCCAAAGCAUGUAAAAAGAAUUCUAUAAAUAUAUGUAUAUAUACACAGGGAGAUUCUGGAUUUGUUAAGCUGGUCCUUAGUCAUUUGUAUUAUUAGAGUUAAUGUUUGGAAUAAACAUAGAAAAAUUAAACAAAAAAUUAAUUUAUUUCUUUUGUGCAUAUUUGUAUAGCUUUUUAGAAACAAGAAAAUCUUUUUUGCCUAUUCUUUUAGUGCUCAUGCCUUUUUAAAGACCUAUGAUUUUGUAUAGGUCAAUAAACUUAAAAGUAUGCUACUAAAUAUUUCUGGUAUUCUUUUUGUUCUUGUUUUGAGCUUUUAUCUUUUGGUGUCCCAGAGUGAACCCCAAACAAAACAUAAAUACACAGGAUAUGUAUGAGCCAGCUAAAAUUAAACAUUUUUAAGCACCAUUGACUAAUGGCAGAGAAGCCGUGCUUAAUUCUCAUGGUUUCUCCAUCCUUAGUAUAUUGUAAAUUCAGGCCUCCUCACCUCUUUGUUUUUCUUCUCUCAAAGAGUGCUGAAGUGUGAGUUGCGAUGCUUUUUAUAAUAGACUUUCUUUGGUUUUCCCGCUGCUAAAUGCCCCCCAACCAGCAAAUAUUAUAAACAUCUCUGAAGAAAGAGGCGCAUUAGAAAUUCAGUCACCUUUGUGGACCCCAUCCCACCAACAAUACACAGCUCGUUCAAUAGAUAUGCCCCAUGUGAGACUUUUUUUCCUCCCAGAACAUUGUAAAAUAAUUCAUAAGCACACCAACUAAUAUAUAAGGGUUGUGGGCAGCUCAUAGAUUUCCAGGCAUUUUAGGGCCAGACUAGAUGUAACAUUUAAACACGUUGUUUGACCUUGUGUGGGUUUUUUUAAAAAAAUGCGGGGGGAAUUCUGGAUUGGGACCUUGGUAUGGAGAAAGGGGACUUUAACCUUUUGUUCUUUGUGGUCCUGAUCCAAAUUUUUCCCCAUGUUGGUUAUUUAUGCAAGCCAACAUUCAAGGCCCAAGAAACAUGAAUAAUAUAUCUGGUUCGGCCUGCGGACAACAGCUAAGAAGGCCUCUGAUCCUAUCCUCCCCACCCCUGCCAAGGUCCUCACAUGUUCUGUUAUUUUAAUAUGACAUCUCAUUUCUCUCUCCAUGACCUCAAUAAGUAUCCUAAAAUAGUGUGCACAAAGAAACUCCGAUUUUGGAAAAUCCCACAUAUACUGAUUCUAAUUCACUUUAAGCUACGUGGAGUCAUCUUCCUCUCUCUCUGCUCAUCUCAUCUAAUAGCACAUUUAUAUGUAUAGAGACAUUUUCCCAAACUGCUCUCUGCUCAGUAUCAUUAGCCGAAGUCUUCCUGAAAUGUGCUCGUCCACUUUCCUUUGUUGAAUAACAAGAGGCAUUUUCCCUGUAAUCUGUUCAGCAGCAUCAGACUCAAUAUGUCAUCAAUAGCACUGUCACUGAUUUUUUCUCUCCUUCCUAUACUUGUAAUGUGGCAGGAUUUCUUCCAAACAAAAUAGGCAAGCAUGGCUAUCAAAAGCCACUUUUUUGUAUCAUCUCUAUCCACAUCUAGCCAAACAUACAGACUUUUUCACAAAGAAAGAAAGCACUAUCAAAAAAACCUUCCACUAAUUAUAUCCUGGCCUGUAAUGUUUAGUAACCGGCUUUUCCUUUUAUUGUGUUCCCCUC
Molecule: messenger RNA, 8191 nt
Organism: Rhineura floridana
Lineage: Eukaryota; Metazoa; Chordata; Lepidosauria; Squamata; Rhineuridae
Gene: FRMD4B
Product: FERM domain containing 4B
Exons: 24
Coding region: 456-3662 (1068 amino acids)
Biological process (GO): establishment of epithelial cell polarity
Cellular component (GO): cytoskeleton; adherens junction; bicellular tight junction
Source: RefSeq, a predicted model, not a curated record